AUGUCUUCCCUAGAGAUAAAUGGCAAUGACGCAGCUCCAAGGACAGGCAUAAAGGUCAUAAUCAUUGGCGCAGGGUUCGGUGGUCUCUCCACGGCAAUCGAAUGCAUUCGACAUGGUCACACACCCGUUAUCUACGAAUCCUUUCCGGAGCUCAAGAUACUCGGCGACAUAAUCACAUCUGGGCCUAACGCUGGCCGUAUCUUCGCACGCUGGAGCGGCGGUCGCAUUGCGCGUGAGAUGCGCAAGGUAUCCAUCGACUUGACAAAUUAUGGCUUCAACAUCCACAAGUGGGAUACUGGGGAAAUAGUACUCAACCAAAAGACCCCGCCGCGCGACGAGACAGCACCCAACUUCAACGGGCAUAGGGGCGAGCUGCACGAGAUUGUCUUUGACUACGCCCGGGAAAUUGGUGUCGAAAUCAAUCUGGGCCAUAGAGUCGAGCAGUACUGGGAGAACGACAACGAAGCAGGUAUUGUUCUUGAGGACGGUACCAAGGUGACUGGUGACGUCGUAGUCGCAAGCGAUGGCGUGAGAAGCAAAGCCAGAACACUGGUGCUUGGAUAUGAAGACAGGCCAAAAAGCAGCGGAUAUGCAGUUUGGAGAGCGUGGUUCCCCAACAAAGACAUGAUUGCCGAUCCGGAAACAAAGCAUUUCUGCGACAAUGGUGAUACAUUCAACGGCUGGAUCGGCCCAGACGUUCACUUCCUGUUCAGCACCAUAAAAAACGGCAGUGACUGUUGCUGGGUCCUCACGCACCGCGACUCCCACGACAUAGACGAGUCGUGGUCAUUCCCUGGCUACCUCAACGACGUGCGCACCGUCCUCGAAGGCUGGGACCCCAUGUGCUGGAAAAUCGUUUCAAAGACACCAGAAGAGAAACUGGUGGAUUGGAAGCUCGUGUACCGAGACCCCUUGCCCAACUGGGUCUCUGGCUAUGGCUCUGCGCCAGGACAUGGUCGCAUCUGUCUCUUAGGAGACGCCGCGCAUCCGUUCUUACCGACGAGUGCACAAGGCGCGACGCAAGCGUUGGAAGACGCUGUUACGAUUGCAGUACUCCUGAGGAAAGCGGGCAAAGAAAAUGUGAAGGCUGCGCUAAGAGCGUACCAAGAUGUGCGAUAUGAGCGUGUGAAGGCGGUGCAGAAAACGGGAGAGACAACGAGAGAUAGGUGGCAUAAAACGGAUUGGGAAGAGGUGAAGAAAGAUCCGACGCUUAUCCAGUUUCCGAGGGAAGACUGGAUAUUCCUGCAUGAUGCGCAGAAGCAUGCGGAAGAGGUGGGGGAUGAAGCGAUCAAGAAGGCUGGAUCUGUUGGAGUGUAG
Exserohilum turcica Et28A is the source of this 1317-nucleotide messenger RNA. RefSeq lists its product as uncharacterized. Lineage: Eukaryota; Fungi; Ascomycota; Dothideomycetes; Pleosporales; Pleosporaceae. Gene Ontology annotation, molecular function: FAD binding; monooxygenase activity. The transcript is spliced from 3 exons. The record is from RefSeq and is a predicted model, not a curated record. Gene Ontology annotation, biological process: secondary metabolite biosynthetic process. The coding region runs from base 1 to 1317 and encodes 438 amino acids.